GGCAGCGACCGGGGGUUGUUCCCUCUUCGGCUUCCGUAGACGAGAUCGGGCGGACCUUCGUCCGGUGUUUCGGCACCCCCCCUUCCCCUUCCCCGGGGUCCGGGGGUGACAUUGCACCGCGCCCCUCCUGGGGUUGCGUCGCCGCCCCACGCGGACUCCCCCUCGGCGCGCUGCUCCCACUCGCCUCCCUUGGCCGGGGUUCCCUCCCUUCCCCAGCUGCCCAGUCAUGGGGGCUGCUGUGUUUUUCGGAUGCACCUUCGUCGCGUUCGGCCCAGCCUUCGCCCUUUUCCUGAUCACUGUAGCUGGAGACCCGCUUCGGGUUAUCAUCCUGGUGGCGGGAGCCUUUUUCUGGCUGGUCUCCCUGCUCUUGGCCUCUGUGGUCUGGUUCAUCUUGGUCCAUGUGACAGACCGAUCGGAUGCACGGCUCCAGUAUGGCCUCCUGAUUUUUGGUGCUGCUGUCUCUGUCCUUCUACAGGAAGUGUUCCGUUUUGCCUACUACAAGCUCCUUAAGAAGGCAGAUGAGGGCUUAGCAUCACUAAGUGAGGACGGAAGAUCACCCAUCUCUAUCCGACAGAUGGCCUAUGUUUCUGGUCUGUCCUUCGGUAUCAUCAGUGGUGUCUUCUCUGUUAUCAAUAUUUUGGCUGAUGCACUUGGGCCAGGUGUGGUUGGGAUCCAUGGAGACUCACCCUAUUACUUCCUGACCUCAGCCUUUCUGACAGCAGCCAUUAUCCUGCUCCAUACCUUUUGGGGAGUUGUGUUCUUUGAUGCCUGUGAGAGGAGACGGUACUGGGCUUUGGGCCUGGUAGUUGGGAGUCACCUUCUGACAUCAGGACUGACAUUCCUCAACCCCUGGUAUGAGGCCAGCCUGCUGCCCAUCUAUGCAGUCACCGUUUCCAUGGGGCUCUGGGCGUUCAUCACAGCCGGAGGCUCCCUGCGAAGUAUCCAGCGCAGCCUUUCGUGCCGACGGCAGGAGGACAGUCGGGUGAUGGUGUACUCUGCCCUGCGCAUCCCACCCGAGGACUGAGGGAACAUGGGGGGGACCCCUGGGCCUGGGUGCCCUCCCGAUCUCCUCGUCCUGUAAUUCUCCAUCUCCAGUUCUGGACAGUGCAGGUUGUCAAGAAAAGGGACCUAGUCUAGCCAUGGCCCUGCAGAUGGAGUUCCUGGGGCUCAGGGCGGGUGAGCCCAGUUCAGUGUCCCUGCCCAGACUGGACAUCUUGGUCUUUUUCUCAGGUCUGAAAGGAACCAUUUUUUGGUAUGAUAAAGACCCCCAAAUGCCUUUUUUUUUUAAGUGGGGAGAGGGAGGAGUUAAGCCGGGACCCUCCCUAACCUCCAUAGGCUGUUUGCUCCUGAAUCUGCGGAUCACGGCUCAUUUCUAGCCUAUUUUCCCUUUGGUCCCAGGCCCUGGGGGAAAGGAAGGAAGUGCAUGCUUGGAAACUGGAACUCACGUUGUAACAUCCAUGACCAUCAGCACCCCUCCUUUCCCCAAGGUGAAGUGGAGGGUGCUGGGUCGGCCCACCCUGUGGCCGUGCCUGAGGAGUCUACUGUGGCAUCGCAGGCCCAGAGGGCAGACAUUUUUUCUAGUUUUUAAUUGGGGUGUGGGAGGGCUGGGGAGGUUUUCUAUCACUGUAUUGUUUUUCUGCUGAGGGUGGGAUAUUCCAUCCUUUUAAUCAAGGUGAUUGUGAUUUUGACUAAUAAAAAGGACUUUAUAAUUGUGGGGGAACUUGGCUUUAAGAGGGGAUAAUGGCUUGAGAUUUCUAGUUCCAGGUGGCCCUCCAUCCUUCCUAGCCUCGCGCCCGAUGUUCACCAUUGAUGUGAUAAGAGAAGCAUCAACUGGUGGUAUAACUUGUGGAAGUUGAGUUAACUUCCUAGAAGCAUGUUUCCCCUGUCCAGGAACAGGAUACAAGGAGUUAAUUAACUGCUCUCCCUCCAUGUCUAUCUUUGCCUCUCAAUGGAUAGAGGAACCUCCCACCCUUGAAAGCCACAAAAGACAGUCCAGAAUUAAGAUCAAAACUUUUAAUUUCCAAACAUAUUGAGCAAAAAAUAAUUGAAAUCCUAGCAGCAGCCCUGUUUUCCUAGGUAAAAAAACUAGGCAGUGUAUCUGGGGGAGAGACCAUGACGUGGUGUGAGGUGAAGGAGGGCAGAGCUCACCCUCAGCUUCCUCAGAAAUAAACAUUAGGCAGGGAUCUCCUGAUCUACAGCUUUGGAAGGCCAGAGGCUCAGCCCCUCCUUGAAGAGUCGGGCUCCUCGCUCCCCUGGUGGAUAGUAUAGAGAAGUGGUGUCUAGAAGGACACACGUGUCUGCCUACAGCUGGUGUCCAGUGCCUGUCCCAUCAGGGGCUCCCUGACAGGAGAGGAAGGCAUCCACAGCAUCUCGGGACAGUUCACGCCUCUGUGGUAGCCCUAGCAGAGGUGAAAACCACGCUUUUCCUGUUUCCAAGCCGCUUCUUCCUGGAAAGGGGAGCAGGGGUUCAAGGGAGUGACUGCUGUCCUAAGUGGCGUAGACGGAGAAUAGGAAAUUUUUUUUUUUUUUAAAGAACUCUUAAGUAUAUAAUCAUGACCUUAAAUUUUCUCUUUCCCCCCCCCCCCGCCCCCUCGCGCCUCCUGAAGAUUGGGAUUACAAGCGUGUGCCAGGUGUAAUGUGGUGCUAGGGAUCAGACCCGGGGCUCUGAGCAUGCCCAGCAGGCACUCCAACAACUGAGAUACAGCCCCAGAGAGUUUCGUUGGGGGGCGGGGAGACUGGUUUAUCUCACUGUGUAGACCAGGCUGGCCUUGAACUCACAGAGAUCAUCCUGCUUCCAGCUCCCAAGCAUUGGGAUUAAAGUUAUGCACUAUCA
Molecule: messenger RNA, 2833 nt
Organism: Apodemus sylvaticus (European woodmouse)
Lineage: Eukaryota; Metazoa; Chordata; Mammalia; Rodentia; Muridae
Gene: Aph1a
Product: aph-1 homolog A, gamma-secretase subunit
Exons: 7
Coding region: 227-1024 (265 amino acids)
Biological process (GO): protein processing; Notch receptor processing; positive regulation of catalytic activity
Cellular component (GO): endoplasmic reticulum; membrane; gamma-secretase complex
Molecular function (GO): protein-macromolecule adaptor activity
Source: RefSeq, a predicted model, not a curated record